ACGAACACCGGGCAGACCGAUCUCCGCUCGGCUAUCUCGGUUUUGCCUUCAGUUUGCUGUCGUGAGCACACCUGAACAGGUGACUGACUCUAUCGUUUGAUAAACUCCACAGCCGAAAAACUCGUCCGCGAUCACAAUACGCGUUCCAAUACCGAAAAGAAACGUUAUUUUUUGGGGACUCGUAUCAACAUUUGUGACACGAACCCCGACAACAAUUUUACUAAUAUUUUUCAUUCAUCUUCGAGAACCUCGAAUCAUAGAAACAAUCGAAAUUACAAAUCAACGUGCGGAUUUCUAAACACUCCUAUUAACCAACAAUACAGGCAAAAGUGAUUUUACCAAUGCACAGAGAUAUCACACGCGUUUAUUCAUAAAUCCACGAAAAACAAAAACGAAAGUUGACAGAAGGAUCUUCCAAGAUUACCGAAGAUUUGAGUUUCAGGUUCCAAAUGAAUGGGGCAACGUUGCUUUCGAGAUUCACCGAAACUUUAUAGCGUGCGUAAACAAUGUGGAAACGGUGAUCAAUUAACGCGAACGUAUCGGGAUUAUCGCCAUGAGCAAUGUUCCGUUUAACGCCGGGAGCUCACCUGGCCAGGUGAACACGCUUCGUGUGCUCCGCAGUUUAUCAGUAACGCGCUGACAGUCAGCGCGGAGCAAGGAAACGAGUAUUAAAAUCUGUUGUUCCUUACGCGUCGAAUGGCAUUUGAUCGAUCGCCGGUCGAUCGCAUGUUUUAGCCAACGGCAACCCGUUUUCUCGGUAUUCGCGACGUUUUCGUGUUUAGACAAAUCAUUCGACAGUGGAACAAUGAACGAUCGUGACUUUCGAACAAAGUGACAUGUAACCAGUGAAAGUACAGGCAGAACAAUUUGUUACGCAGUGAUGUUCGAGGGUAAUCCGUCACAAAAAAUUAGUUUGGAAACCAGCAGCGAAGUGUUCCGACUUUGAAGAACAAUACGCGUCGGCGCGCACGGGGGAAAAAAUCGUGGUUCACAGAUUAAUUGAGUCGGCGGCCUCGGCUACGACAGCCCCGUGAAAACAGAUCCAUUACUCAACACGAUCGAUCCAGCCGAAGUAUCAAGGCUGAUUUGCACAGGAAAAUUCAUCGAGGAGAAGUAAUCAUGACAAUUAGAGGAUGGUUGCCGCCCAGAUGAUCUUAAAGAAGCCGAUGCCCGCAUUCACGUGGUUGCUACGGUCGUACAAGAGGCGCAGAUUCAAGCAGGAAUGGCUGAUAAUCGUAUUUAUGUGCCUUUUGACGAGAUGCUCAGCCAGGAACAAUCCGCCGCGGUUUCUCAUCGACGGCCAGACGGAAAUCAUUCUCAGACUGAAGGAGGGCUCCGAUACAACCGUCGGCAGUUUAAUUUACCGGCUUCGCGGCGUCGAUCCUGACGGUGACAGUCUGACGUUCGGUGUUAGGGACCAACCUGGCAGCGACGUGAUUCGGGUCGAGAAUUUUAGUCCGAACGAGGCCAAUAUUUACCUGAACAAAUUGCUGGACAGAGAGGCCAGGGACGAGUACGCAUUAGUGCUGACUUUGACGGACGGAAGGCUCGGCGAAGGAAAUUUCAUUACGCAGAGCUUAUUAUUGCUCGUGGAGGAUGUUAAUGACAAUGUACCGAUUUUUCGACCUCAUCCGACUUCUUUGACUAUAAGAGAGGAUUCUGGCCCAGGCAUUUUAACCACUGUAGAAGCUACUGACGCGGAUUUAGGCGUGCAUGGUCAGGUGGUCUACUAUCUACAAGAACUCGACGGCGACAACGAUGUAUUCAGCAUCUCGACUGUCAAUGGAAAGGGAGUCGUGCGUCUUGUCGGUCGUUUGGACUACGAAAGGAAAUAUUUGUACCAGCUAAGAAUUUUGGCGAUUGAUCGAGCAAUUAAUGAAAAGGUAAAUACAGGAACAACAGCGAUACUCGUUAAGGUUCAGGACGUCGAGGAUCAACCACCGGAAUUCAUAACCAUGACGCCUGUUGCUAGGAUCAGUGAAAAUGCCAGGAUAGGCACGUCCAUUCUUCAAGUUCGCGCGGUGGACGGCGACAAAGGAAUAAAUAAUAAAGUGACUUAUAGCAUCACUCAAGGUCCGCGAUAUUUAUUCGACAUAGACGCGACUUCCGGUCUGGUGUUCACCAGGGCGCAACUCGACAGAGAAGCGGAGGAAAAUGCGGAAGGCGCGUUUGUUCUGGAAAUUACUGUGAGAGAAGUGUCGAAAAUUGUACCACCGCCGUCAGUAUCAACCGAAGUCACUAUCAUUCUUACGGAUGUUAACGACGAGACGCCCAAGUUUCGAAACCCACAAUACCGAGCUGAAAUAAAUGAAAAUGCGCCGCAUAAUACAGCGGUGAACUUCAUCGGGGAUGCGAUACCGGAAGUUUACGAUCACGACCUGGGCACAAAUGGUACUUUUAGAAUACUCAUUGAUGGCGAUGAUGGAAUGUUUGAUGUAACACCAUCCAGAGGAAUUAACGAAGCCCCUUUUCUAAUACGCGUCAAGAAUUCUACCAAACUUGAUUAUGAAACGAUAUCAGAGGUAAAUUUCACGUUAAUAGCCAAAGAAGUGGUGCCAGUUAAAUCGAAAUACAGCACUGUUCCAGUAACAGUAUUCAUAAAAGAUCAAAACGAUAAUUAUCCGGAGUUCACCGAAAGUAUUUACGAAGUGUCAAUUCCGGAGAAUUGUGUUGUGGGAACGACAGUGGCGUGGGUUCAAGCAUUAGACGAGGACAGUGGCAAUUUUGGAACUCGAGGCAUUCGAUAUACUCAUUUAGGGGGCAGUAUUGCACACGCUCUGUCAAUGGAUCCUUCGACAGGUGUGAUCACAGUGAAAGAAUCUGGACCUAGUUUUGAUCGAGAGCUAGUGUCCCGACAUUAUUUGACCAUUGAGGCAAGGGAUGAUCUUGGUAAAGGUAACCGGAAUACAGCCCAAUUAAUCGUGAAUGUGAAUGAUGUGAAUGACAAUGCGCCAGUAUUUCUACAAAAUAAAUACGAAGCCGUGCUCUUGGAAAAUGCUGCUAACUUCGAAUCACCUUUGGUAGUCGAAGCUUUUGACAUUGAUUUGAAUGGUACCAAGAACAGUGAGGUGAUAUACGCUCUUGUGUCUGGGGAAUUUUCACGGAAUUUUACAAUUGAUCCGAAGCGUGGAAUCAUCGUUCCAUCAACACCGUUGGAUUAUGAAGAAUUGCCAAUCAGUAAAGGGCAUAAAAGCUUACCUGUACGGCCACUGAGAUUGACAGUGAGAGCGAGGGAUGCGGGAACGCCGAGUCUGAGCUCCGAUGCGCCAUUAAUUAUUUACUUAAAGGAUAUUAAUGAUAACGCCCCUGCUUUCGAAAGGACACUGUACAAGAGAAGCAUUCCUGAAGAUUUAGGUGGCGGCACCAGCGUAGUUCAGGUCAAAGCAUGGGAUAAAGAUUUGUCAUCGCCCAAUAACAAGUUAGUCUAUAGAAUCCAAAGCGGGGCAGGUGAUAAAUUCGUGAUUAGUCCCGAGACAGGCGUGAUUAGGGUUGCCCCGGGUUCGAAUUUGGACCCAGACCUCACGUCUCCGAAAACAACGAGGUACAGCUUAAAUGUUCUCGCGAUAGACAGCGGGACGGAAAUACAAAGGACAGCUGAAGUGCUGGUUAAUAUUACAAUCGUGGACGUUAACAACAAGCCGCCGGUAUUCAUUGAUCCCGGUACAGUCAUCAUACGUGAAAAUACUCAGGUUGGAUCAUACGUGCACCGUAUUGUCGCCAAUGAUCCCGAUAUUGCACCAAUUUUGCGUUACCGUAUCGAUCCGAAUUCCUCUGAAGCUAGAAACGAAGAAGGGACGUUAAUUAAAAUUCAAGAAUACGAUUAUCUGUCUGCUUUAGAAUUAAACGCAGUGGACGGUUUGCUUCGAGUAGUUAAACUGUUGGAUAGAGAAAGAGUAGAAACGAUAAGACUAGGUAUAGUUGUUGAAGAUUUGGCUGCUGUUCGAGGAGCACAAACUGCAUUCGCAAUAUUAAAUAUAAUAAUCGAAGAUGAGAAUGAUAAUAAUCCAAGAUUCCGAAGGCCAUUUUAUAGGCGAUCAGUGACGGAAAACAGUAAAAAUGGCGUGAACAUCGCGAACAUUGUGGCCGAUGAUGCCGACAAGAAUCGUAGUAUCACUUACACGUUGGAAAGUCCACAGGAAUUGACUGAUUUAGUGCAUCUCGAUUCUGAAACGGGCGAAAUGGUCGUGGCGAAUAAAAUCGACAGGGAACAAUAUUCCUGGCUCAAUUUAACAGUUAGAGCUACCGAUUCGGGAAUACCGCCAAGAUCGAGCCUAUCAGAGGUUUACGUUCAGGUUCUGGACGAGAACGAUAACAAUCCAUAUUUCGUAACGGAUAUUAGUAACUUAACGGUGAUGGAAAAUGCCAAGAUCGGUACAGAGAUUGCUGUUAUUCAAGCUAGUGAUCCCGAUACCGGCGAUUAUGGGAAAAUAACUUAUCUACUCGAUAGGAUGUCGUCUCAGGGAACUUUCGCUAUUCACCCGGAAUAUGGUGCAUUGACAGUAGCAGAUUCCAUCGAUUGGGAAGCCAAACAAAGUUACGUUCUAGUAAUCGAGGCGUGGGACAACUAUCAAUUCGGUUACACGGCUGGCGAAUCGAGGAACGCGUUCAAACAAAUUCAGGUGACAGUAAUAGAUGUCAACGACAAUUCACCAAAAAUGGAUAUACCAUCCACAUGCAUCACUAUAUCGGAGUUCCAUGAUGUGAAAGAUUUGAUUUUCGUUAUAAAAGUGAAAGAUGCUGAUGAUCCAACAACGCCAAAUGGUCGAGUGAAGAUCAGAAUUCUUUCUGGAAACGAAUUAGGUUUCUUCAUUCUAGAACAAGUAGAUUCUUGGACAGCUAGUAUAAAAGCUGCCCACUCGCUUCGGGGGAAGUUCGGGAAUUAUUCACUGUCGUUGGAAGCACGCGAUCUUGGCAGUCCCUCCAACAAAGAUACCUCAACUUUAAGUAUUUGCGUCACUGAUUACAACGACAACCCACCGGUCUUCAUUAGUCCUCAACAUAACACGACGAUUCGUGUACCAGAGAAUGUAACAGUCGGGACACCAAUUAUUCAAAUCGAAGCUAAAGACGCAGACACUGGUCCGAACGGUGACGUUCAUUAUCGUUUGAAACAAGAUUUGGCUGGCCAUUGGAGAACUUUUCGAAUUGACGAGGCAACCGGAGUUGUUUCAUUGCAACUUCCACUAGACAGAGAAACUCAAAAACUGUAUGAGAUCAGAGUGGAAGCAUAUGAUCUAGGUACUCCAACUCCACUGAGUUCGGAUCUGGAUCUAAUAAUAUAUGUUCGAAAUAUCAACGACUACGAGCCUCAAUUUUUAGUAGAUAUUUUCAACACUAACUUCACGGAGCAGCAAUUUCCUGGGGCAGAAACUAUCUUGCUACCGCAAACCGUCGAUCGAGAUGACAUCGAUGAACUAGAAGAUCCACCAGCUCAAGUUUGCUACUUCAUUGUUAGUGGGAACGAUGAUGGAUUCUUUAUCCUUGAUAUAUUUAAACACGAAUUAAGUACGGCUAAAACAUUAGACAGGGAACAACAACAGCAACACCUGCUGAUUAUAAAAGCGACAGAAGAUUGCAGCACAAUGCCUGCAAACGAUAGUUUCAUUGAGGAUGCGACCGAUACUACUUUGAAAGUUAUCAUAGAUGUGGUAGACAUAAACGACAAUCCACCAAAAUUUGUUAGUAAAAUAUUCACAGGUGGUGUCACCACUGAUGCUGAUUUUGGCACACAGUUUAUGCAUGUUAAGGCAAUCGAUUUAGACGCCGGUGAUAACGCAGUAAUUAAUUAUUACCAACUUGGUAAAAUUCAUAUGACUUUGACAGAGGGUUUAGAUGAUAUUGAGAUACAACCAUUUUUGGUUAACAAACUUACCGGAGUAGUGAGCUUGAAUUUCGAUCCGCAAAGAGGAAUGAAAGGCUAUUUCGAUUUCAUGGUCCUGGCCAAUGACUCGCAUGGUCUUCAGGACACUGCGAGGGUAUUCAUUUAUUUGUUACGGGAAGACCAAAGAGUUCGUUUUGUGUUGAGACAGCAUCCACCGGAAAUCCGGAACAGAAUAGACACGUUCAGGGAGACAUUAGGCAACGUGACAGGUGCAAUAGUGAACAUCGACGAAUACAAAAUCCACGAGAAUCACGACGGGUCUGUCGAUCGAACAAAGACGGACCUCUAUUUGCAUCUCGUCAAUCGUCGGGACAAUUCCAUUCUAGAGGUGUCCGAGGUUCUCGAAUUAGUCGAUAGAAACAUUGAGAAGCUCGACAGCCUGUUCAAGGAAUUCAAUGUUCUCGACACGCAACCAGCUCAAUAUCAGCCAAUUAUUCAGUACGAGCAAGCAGGGACGACUUUUUGGCUUUUGACUUUGACCUUGUUUCUGGGUGCUCUGCUAAUUUUGUGCAUAGCUCUGUGCCUUUCGCAAAGAGCCUCGUUUCGCCGACAAUUAAAAGCAGCGAACGCGUCUCCUUUUGGCACGUCGGACGCGGAAUUUAUUAGAGGUCCAGGACGCGUUCCUAACACGAACAAGCACAGCGUCGAAGGAUCGAAUCCAAUAUGGAUGCACGCUUACGAGAACGAAUGGUUCAAAAGUGAUGAGUCCAUUAGUCACACAUCUGAAAGAGACUCCCUCGACGAGAACGCAUUGAACAACGAAGAAAUGAUGAAUGAAGUUAACACGAACCAAAGAAACGACGACAAACCGUAUUAUAUAGAGCCAAGAGUGUCUUCCAUUUCCAGCAUGGAAAGUAUUGCGAACAUUCCAAAUAAUUUCCAUCACACAUCAUCGUUACAUCGAACACACAAUACGAUCGUCAAUCCUCUUGGCAAGAAAAUCGAAACAACGGAGCUUUAACUGAAUAACGAUGGUAAACUUGAAGUAACGUGUUUCUUUGUGAUGAGGUCUGCGACCGAGGAAUAUUGUAAAUUUAGAAGUGUUCGUGUAUAUAGUCAUACAUCGUACAAACAAUAGAAGUAUUUAAUAUUUAUUUUAUAGUAAACUUCAGUGCGAUAACAAUAAAUGCUAUUUAUUGACGAACCAUUAUUACCUAUAUGUCAUGCAAAAUCUCGUACAUUGAACGAAAGAGAAUAAUUAUUACAACGAAGUACGCAGUUAUGAAGUACGCAAAACUCAACUUACCAUAAUGUGUAAAAGAAACGUACAAUGAUGAUCUCUGCACAUGGACAUUCACUGUUGAAAUGUU
Nomia melanderi (Alkali bee) is the source of this 7191-nucleotide messenger RNA. Its product is annotated as cadherin-88C. Gene Ontology annotation, molecular function: calcium ion binding; cadherin binding; beta-catenin binding. Gene Ontology annotation, cellular component: plasma membrane; catenin complex. The record is from RefSeq and is a predicted model, not a curated record. Gene Ontology annotation, biological process: multicellular organism development; cell migration; homophilic cell-cell adhesion. NCBI's taxonomy places the organism in Eukaryota, Metazoa, Arthropoda, Insecta, Hymenoptera, Halictidae.